AAUCUCGAGUCCCUUUCGCACUUGCCCGCUACUCACAUGAGUUCUAGAUCGUUUAGUUUUCUUGGUUUUCAUUUGCUCGCCAAAUUUUAGCAACGUUGCUGGUUUAAUCGGCUGCACCUGCAAUCGCGGUUAAUCAGAGAGCGCCGAGCACUAAAGUUCCCAUUGCCAAACGAAACGUCCCGAUUUGCUCGAUUUGGAACUGGAACGGACCAUGAAAACAAGCAAUCUCGGCCUGUACGCUUUCCGUUUAACCUUCGGUCAGGCGCCGACGUUGUCCACACAGGCCACGACGCACUGCAGCCAUGGCUUCACCACCAGCUCGUCGUCGCCCAACCGUGUGGUGACCCGCUCUGCCACCAUGCUGGCGCUCUUCGGCAUCGCGCUGUCCUCGUUCAGCCUUAAGCAACUGCUGGCCAAGAAGCAGAAGCACCAGGGCCUGCGCAAGCUCUAGAAUGGAGCUAUAGCCAGAAAGAUUAGAGCGAUGCCAACGCCAACGGUUGAAGCGGCGAUGAGGAGCCAGAGCGCCAUGUCCUGAGGUCACACAUUCGAUAUUUUCAUCAUCCGCCAUCAUCGUGUAUAUUUGCCUAAGUUAAGUCACCCACUCACCACAGACCCAAGCGGAACUCGGACAUGGAGGCUUGUUUUGUAAUAUUCUGUUCGAUAAACUAACUGAUCGGAGGCGAGGAUCUGUGCGCAUAUAUAGAUAUAUUUUCUUGUUUACACAUGCACACCAUGCGUCGCCAACUAAAAGGAAUAAAUUUGUGAUAAAUCGUGUAUGAAAAAAGCCCAUCGGCAGACAAACUGAACGAAGGAGCGAUGGAGGAGAAGAUUCGCUGAGCUUGCGGGAAUCCCAAAUUUUCCUAUACUCUUUUGUUGCCCGUUUUAGUAAUAUUUAUUUUAUGUGUAAACAAGUCUAUUAUAUACGUAUAUUUAUUUACAAGUUAUUUGCAAACCAGAGAAACGACUAAGUAGGGAGGUAUAAAACAAUAAUGACUUCGUUGGACUGCAGAUCGCCGAGCAGGCUGUGUCAGUAUCCAAGAAACAAACUAGUUCUAGUUCCGUAUUCAAAUAAAUGCAUUAUAUUCAAUUCGAAAAUAUUGAUUUUUAUUUCUAGUUUCCGUUAAAACAUGCAUGCUAAAGCACAUAUGAAUAUUAAGCCAGCACCUAGAGGUUAUGAAUAAAACAUUUUUAACAUUUUCCUAUAGUUCCUAGUCUAAUAUAAAAAAUAAUUAUUUGUUCCUCGGGUUAGUGACUCGUUGAUGAUUUGCGUGAAAACUAAGUACUUUAAAAGAAUCAACAGCAUAACAUAAACUUUCGGCUGUCAAGGCCUAGAUACUCUAUACCCUUGAAAAGUUAUAUUUACGUUAAAAUAGCUUAUCCACCAUCCGUAAGUUCGCUGUAAAUCCCCAAUCUAUUGAAUAGUUUCUUUUUUCUUGUUUAUGCAAAUAAAUACUUUAAUUCCCAAAAAAUAAUGUUGUGGUUAUUAAUAAUAUUAAUAUUAAUAAGCCAACAUAUUAUCUAAA
Drosophila melanogaster (fruit fly) is the source of this 1523-nucleotide messenger RNA. RefSeq lists its product as uncharacterized. The record is from RefSeq and is marked reviewed. NCBI's taxonomy places the organism in Eukaryota, Metazoa, Arthropoda, Insecta, Diptera, Drosophilidae. The transcript has 3 exons. Bases 212 to 451 code for a protein of 79 amino acids.